UAAUUGACUUUAUCUGCGACUGCUCUUCUCUUUUGUUCACCUGGAAAUUCCUAGUGCAGUGUAUAAAUAAUGUUACUUUGAAACAAAAAAAUUAUCUGCCGUUUUUACUAUUAGACAGUCUGAAGUCUGGCAGGCACUAUCGAUUAUGUUCGCUGUGACGUACGUGUGGACGUUGUUUGACGAAGUCGGAAAUGAAUUGAAGCUUAGCGUUGGAGAUCAUCAAAAUAGUGAAAUGCUUUAGUUUUCAAAUCGUACAAUUCAAUAACAUAUAUCAGAUAUUCAGCUACACGGACUACCGAUUUCGUUAACGAUUGGUUAGUUACAUUGCUUCGAUCAAGAUGGAGCAGGACACUGGCCCAGAGUAUGUGGCCUCACCACCUUCAGGUGCAGCAAAGUCAAAGUUGGACACGUUGUCCAAGGAUGACCUCAUCAAGUUUGCCAAGAAGCAGAUGGCUGCCAUCCAGAAGAUGAAGUCCAAAUGUGCAGAUUUGGAAAAUGAGGUUGACACCCUCAAAUCUCAGCCAACAGGCAAGUCAGACGACUCCGUCAUACAGGAGCUGACCGAGAGGAUGAGUGCCUUGCUGCUGGAGAGGGCUGAGACCCAGCAGAGUGCAGUGUUACUGCGGAAGGACAAUGAGAAGAUCAAGCAGCGGGAACAGGACGCAGUAAGGAAACUGGCCACCCUGCAGGGAGAGUUGAACCAGGCCAAGGAAGACCACCAGAAAAAGAUGGCCACUUUUGAGAAGGCCAUGCACGUAUCCCAGGCCAAACACAAAGAAGAAGUCAAAUUCUUUCAGAGUUUUCUGAGAGAGAAAGACGAGAGUGACAGAGAGAAAGAAAAGCAGAGGGAAAGCAAAAAGGAAGAUACAAACGACAGUGGAGAAGCUGUUAGUCACAGCCUGGAGUUGCAGAUCCUGAGUCUGCAGACGGAGCUAGCUGCAGCCGUGGAGCGAAGCGCCCAGGAGGCUGCAGCGCUGCAGGAGGACCACCAGAAGGCACAGACAGAGGCCCAGCAGGAAGUAGAGAACCUACGAGAGGAGUUGGCCCAGCAUAGCAUGCAACAUGAAGAGGAGCUGAGAGCUCUGGAGAAGGACUUUGAGAUGGAGAGAGAGAGACUGCUAUUCCUCCAAGAGGAACUCAGUGAGCAGCUCGCUCUCAAAGACAGCUUCCUGCAGGAUGUGCAGGAGGAAGAGGAGGAGCCUAGCGGCCGCAGCUCAGGUAUAGCCAGGAUGUUGGAGCUGUCUGGUUUAAGUCAGAUUGAUGCCAGUGAUGGAGAGACGGAGACUGGACAGCUCCGAUCCGCCUUGGAGGACCUACAAUCCCAGAAUACCAUGCUGCAAGAUGAACUGACCUUCCUGGGCAAUGUGAAAACUCAACUGGAGGCGGAGCUUGAUAGGGUGAGGGAGGAGUUUCAGACAGAGAAGGAGGAGCUAGAGUUUAAGAUCGAUGAGUUGCUGAUGACACAGGAAGGUGCGACCCCUGACCUGAAUAUGACCACUUACCGAGACCCUCUGAGCCCGGCAACCCCCAAGUGUGACCUUCAGGAGGUUCCAGCCCUCACUCAGCUCCAGCAGAGCGGGCCACAGAGAGAACCAGCGUACAGCCUGCCUGCCAGCUCUGCUAGCCCCUCCAGUCCCAGACAGAGCUUGUCCAGCCCUGUCCCUGACACAGACCACCAGAGCUUGACCCUGGAAGAACAGCAGAGACUGAUCCUGGAGGUCCAGGAGCUGAGGGCCCAGUGUGAGACCUUAGCUAGAGAGAAUACCCAGGCGGUGGGUGAAUGUGAGUCUCUAGCCAAAGAGAGGAGCCAGGCGGUGGCUGGGUACGAACACACCAGAGACAUCCUGAGAGGCCUGGAGACUGAGCUAGGUCAGAGGACCGGGGACUUCGUCAGACAGUAUGAAGCUAUGAAGGAACAGGGGACGUCAGCGAUCCAGGAGCUACAGGAGAGAGUCAGAGGGCUAACUGAGGAGAGAGAGAGUCUGGUGGAGAAGGUGAGAGUGCUGAAUGAAGACAGAGCGAGCCUGCUGGAGAAGGUCCAGGGCCUGGAGAAGAGGCUGGAGAGCUUCCUGGAGCAGACACAGGCAGCCAAGGGGCUGAAGGAGCAGCUGCAGAUGUCUUUGGAGGAGAAGACAGAAUUAGCUCUCGAAUUAAAAACCUCUCUGGAGGAGAAGACUGUGUUAGCCUCUGAGCUAAAGGCCUCUCUUGAGGAGCAGACAGCGUUAACCCUCGAGCUAAAGGCUUCAAUGGAGGAUCUGAGCAGGCAGAACGGGGAGAUCCUCUCUCAGCUACAGAUGAAGGAGAGUGCUGUUCAGGAGUUAGAGGAGACACUCAAUGUGGUGAGCACAGAGAGAGACCGAACACUGUCAGCACUGCAGGACAGAGAGAUGGGGGUGGUGAGGCUGAGGGAGGAGAGGGAGGUGGAGGAGAGUCAAGGCCAAAGAGAAAAGGAGGCUGAGCUACAGGCUCGUAUAGAGGAGCUGGAGAAGGAGAGGAGCCUGCUAAAGAGCAGCCUAGGGGAGGUGCAGAAGGAGAGGUCUGAGGAGGUGCAGGGGAGCCCAGGGGAGGAGGUGGAGGAGCUGCAGGCUCGUAUAGAGGAGCUUGAGAAGGAGAGGAGCCUCCUGAAGUGUAAUCUGGGGGAGCUGGUGGGGGAUACUGAAGCUCUACAGAGAGACCUGGGAGAGAUGAAAGUGGCCAAUGAGAAGAUGAGAACAGAGAACCAGGAACUGCUGGCCCAGGUCAGCAAGGCUACAGAGACACUGGCAGACAAAGAGAGGGAGCAGAAGGAGGAAGAACAAGCGGAGAGGAGAGAGCUACAACAGCAGCUAACAGAGAAGGACAAAGUCAUAUCUCAGCUGAAGAGUGAGAUUGCUGUCCUACAGUCUACAGCCUCCACUGUGUCAGAGGAGAACACAGCCAGUGAGUUCACUGAGAAAAUCGCCCUGCUGGAGAAGGAAAGAAAAGAGAAGGAUGAGAGGAUGAAUAAGAUCAAGGCUGUGGCUGUGAAGGCCAGGAAGGAGCUGGACACCAGCAGGAAAGAGGCUGUGUCUCUGAAGGAGGAAAUGGAGGUGUUGAAGGCUGAGAGAGAGAGAGUAACCUGCUCAAUGAAAGACAUCAUCCAUGGAGCAGAGGGAUACAAGAACUUGCAGCUGGACUACGACAGGCAGACAGAGCAGCUGGAUAAGGAGAGAGAGAAGGUUGAGGGAGCUGAGAAACAGAUCUCAGAGCUGACCAAACGACUCAACACCGCUGUACAACAGCAUGAGCAGCUGUGGUUGGAGAGAGAGGACCUGAUGACUGGGAUGGAGACUCUGAGGAGCAUGGUGAGACAGAUGGAAGGACAGACAGCAGAGCUACACAGACAGACAAACACCCUGAACAGAGACCAUCAGGCUGAGAGACUACUGAAGGAACAGAAGACAAAGGAACUGUCGUCGUUGCAGAAGGAGGUAGAGGAGUUGACAGCUCAGCUCCGCAGACAGAAGCAGCAGUCUCAACAGACAACACAAGAGCUGGAGCAGCUACGCAAGGAGGCCCAGCAGAGCUCGUUGUUGGACAUGGAGAUGGCAGACUAUGAACGCCUGGUCAAAGAACUCAACACCAAACUGUCAGAGAAAGAUGUGUGUGUGGAGGAGCUGAAAACACAAAUACACACACACACUCAGAAAGAAGAAACACUCAACCAGAAGAUUGAGGGUCUGAAGUCCCAGCUGGAGCAGGGGGAGGACAAGAGCUCCAAGAUGAAACAGCUGCUGGUGAAAACCAAGAAAGACCUGGCGGACGCAAAGCGACAGGAAGCCUCUCAGAUGAUGACCCUUGCCUCUCUGAAGGGAGAACUGGAGACCCACCAACAGCAGCUAGAGAACAGUAAGAUCCAGUGUUGUGACCUGUCUGGGGAGCGCCACAGGCUGCAGGAGCAGCUGAGGACUCUGACGGAACAACAGCAGAGAACAAGCAGCUCCCUGCAACACCGACUGACCACGCUACAGCAGGAGGCCAACACUGCCAAGGCUGAGCUGUCAUCUGUCACUACUGAGUUUGACAGCUAUAAGGUCAGAGUUCACAAUGUCCUCAAACAGCAGAAGAACAAGAGUUCAGCCCAGAGCGACGGACACGCCACCAAACAGGAGAGGGACCAGAUGGAGUCCAUGGUGGACCAGUAUAAAGCCAAGCUGCAGGUCAGUCAGCAGACUCUGGCGGUGAGCACUGCAGAGUUCCAACAGCUCCAGAUGGAACACGACACACUGCUGGAACGACACAACAAGAUACUGCAGGAGACCGUCACUAAAGAGGCUGAACUCAGAGAGAGACUCCUGUCUCUCCAGGCGGAGAGUAUGUCACUGCGGACAGAGCAUGCCCAGACGGUGGGUCAGCUUACCUCCCAGGCCGACUCCCAACGUUCAGGGUUCCGGGAGCAGAUCCGCCACCUUCAGGACGAACACAGAACUACAGUAGAGACCCUGCAGAACCAGACGACCAGGCUGGAGAACCAACUAUUCACAUUGCAGAACCAGACCAGUCCAGCUCCAGUCCAGACCAGUCGUAAGCCAGUGGUGGACCGCCGGACCGUGGACCACGGGGGGAUGGGGGGGCUGGGCCUGGGCCUCAGUGACCUCCAGUCCAUGGCUAGAGAGGAGGGAGAGGGCAUGGAGACCACUGAGACAGAGUCGCUGUCCCCCACACACACACCCCUACCCUCACUGGAGCAACUACUCACCUCCCCAGACCCCAAACAGGAGCCGUUUGUGUGGCAGGUGGAGCCAACUAAAGAGGAGUUAAAUCAGAAGUUGGCCACAGCUACACGCAGUAUGGAACACAUGAACAGUCUACUGCAUGAGACCGAGGCUACCAAUGCUGUUCUGAUGGAACAGGUCAACCUGUUGAAGUCUGAGGUGCGUCGUCUGGAGCGUAACCAUGAGAGAGAGAAGAGUGUAGCCAACCUGGAGUAUCUGAAGAAUGUCCUCCUGCAGUUCAUCUUCCUGCGGUCAGGCAGCGAGAGACAGGCUCUGCUCCCCGUCAUACACACCAUGUUACAACUCAGCCCUGAGGAGAAGAAUAAACUGGGUGCUAUCGCAAUGGGUGAGGAGGAGGUGGGAGGAGCAAGAGGCUCCGGAUGGACCUCCUACCUACACAGCUGGUCUGGCAUCAGAUGAACACACACACAUCAACUAUUGCCAUCUCUCUACCUGCCUUCACUUUCAUCUGGUCAAUAUGUCUGAUCAACUGGAGUUAUUGAAAAGUCUUAAUAUAUUAUUGAUGAUCAUUCAUCUACUUGAAAUGAAGCAAGUACUGACAGCAGCAAAACAAGCCAGUACUCUUUUAACUGUUUAGUUACUGGACCGGUCAUGGUGUGAUGAUUCCUCAUUGCCUCCCAUUCAAUACUUGGAUUAAUUUUUACGACUGAAUUUGUUGCUUCAUAAUAAUCAGCUCCAUGCAGCGCCUAAGUUACAAUGGUUAAUGAAGUGAACUAUGACUGUGAUAACACAUUUCAGUUAAGCUCUAAUGCAGAGUGGUCAAUCAACAAUUAUAAACUGGGUGGUUCGAGCCCUGAAUGCUGAUUGGCUGGCAGCCGUGGUAUAUCAGACCGUAUACCACGG
This is a messenger RNA of Coregonus clupeaformis (lake whitefish), 5597 nucleotides long. Its product is annotated as GRIP and coiled-coil domain-containing protein 2. The transcript is spliced from 23 exons. Gene Ontology annotation, biological process: late endosome to Golgi transport. The coding region runs from base 339 to 5153 and encodes 1604 amino acids. The record is from RefSeq and is a predicted model, not a curated record. Gene Ontology annotation, cellular component: Golgi apparatus. NCBI's taxonomy places the organism in Eukaryota, Metazoa, Chordata, Actinopteri, Salmoniformes, Salmonidae.